Messenger RNA from Lachancea thermotolerans CBS 6340, 828 nucleotides. RefSeq names its product ribose-5-phosphate isomerase RKI1 (gene RKI1). Bases 1 to 828 code for a protein of 275 amino acids. The transcript has a single exon. NCBI's taxonomy places the organism in Eukaryota, Fungi, Ascomycota, Saccharomycetes, Saccharomycetales, Saccharomycetaceae. Gene Ontology annotation, molecular function: ribose-5-phosphate isomerase activity. Gene Ontology annotation, cellular component: intracellular membrane-bounded organelle. The record is from RefSeq and is a predicted model, not a curated record. Gene Ontology annotation, biological process: pentose-phosphate shunt, non-oxidative branch; D-ribose metabolic process.
AUGUUUCGAAAUUUGAAAAGUCUGGUUCACACGAGCGUGCGCCGUUUUGCUGCCAAGAUGACCUCCAUACCCGAUGUCAAGAACCUUCCCACACUCCACAGCACUCUCGAGGAAGCCAAGAGAGUGGCAGCAUAUAGGGCCGUGGAUGAAAACCUGGACUACGCGAACCACCGUGUUAUCGGCGUUGGGAGUGGGUCCACAGUGAUCUACGUUGCGGAGAGACUGGGCCAGUACCUGCUCGACCCUCAGUUCUCGAUUUACGCGUCGCAGUUCAUUUGCAUUCCCACUGGGUUCCAGUCCAAAGAGCUGAUUCUCACCAACGGCUUGAGGCUCGGCUCGGUCGAGCAGUACCCGGUGAUAGACAUCGUGUUCGAUGGUGCGGACGAAGUGGACGUCAACCUGCAGCUCAUCAAGGGUGGUGGCGGGUGCUUGUUCCAGGAAAAGCUCGUCAGCACCAGCGCCAGCAAGUUUGUCGUGGUCGCAGACUACCGGAAGCGCUCGCCCAAAUACCUAGGUACCAACUGGGUCAAGGGUGUGCCAAUCGAGGUAGUACCCACGAGUUACAUACGAGUCCUCAACGACCUCAAGACCAAGCUAAAGUGUAAAAAUGCGGUCCUGAGACAGGGUGCGCCUGCAAAGGCUGGCCCUGUCGUUACUGACAAUUGUAACUUCAUCAUAGACGCGCACUUCGGCGAGAUUGAGCACCCCGAGAAGCUGCAUCAAGACAUCAAAAUGCUGGUUGGGGUGGUGGAAACGGGCCUGUUCAUUGACAACGCGUCUAAGGCGUACUUUGGGAACCCGGACGGGUCGGUUGAAAUGCUGGUAUGA